AUGGCGGAAGCAACGCCGUUUGUACGACCAUAUGACCCAUCCCGUGACUUCCAGCAUGGCAUGCACGUGUACCUCUCAACCAUCGACCCAGUUCUCGACUGGGAACCCGCACGCACCAUAGGCUCGCACCUAUGGUACAGACCCUAUGUCUCCCUGACACCAGAAACAUGUUUCGUGCUUGACGACGGCAACGGGCGCGUAGUCGGUUACUGCAUCGGCACAGCAGACACGCUAUCUUUUGCGGCGCGCUGGCGCGAAGAGUUUGCUCCAGGUGUAGACCGCACGCUUGUUCCUCCUCCUGAUGUACACGUUGAUGGUGACGAUGACGUUGCGUCGCCCAUGGAAAAAGAAGAUAUUAGGUAUUUUCGGAAAGCGGUGUAUGAGGCUGAUUGUAGUAUGUUGCAGCCGUGGCCAGAGGUUUUACGCCAGUACCCGGCGCAUAUUCAUAUUGAUAUAUUGAAGGAGUAUCAGCGGAAGGGGUGGGGGACUGUGCUGAUGAAGAGCUUCUUUGAUAAGGCUAGGGAGCUGGGGUCGAAUGGGGUGCAUUUGGAUAUGGUGCAGUCGAAUGUAAAGGCUCGGGCGUUUUACGAACGUAUCGGGUUUAGUCUUUGCCAGCAGGUGUUGGAUGGAGGAGAGAGUGGCGGGCCUGGUGUGAAUGGUAUCGUGGUGACUUUGGUCAAGAAUCUUUAA
Molecule: messenger RNA, 690 nt
Organism: Bipolaris oryzae ATCC 44560
Lineage: Eukaryota; Fungi; Ascomycota; Dothideomycetes; Pleosporales; Pleosporaceae
Exons: 2
Coding region: 1-690 (229 amino acids)
Molecular function (GO): acyltransferase activity, transferring groups other than amino-acyl groups
Source: RefSeq, a predicted model, not a curated record